Molecule: messenger RNA, 534 nt
Organism: Eruca vesicaria subsp. sativa (arugula)
Lineage: Eukaryota; Viridiplantae; Streptophyta; Magnoliopsida; Brassicales; Brassicaceae
Source: the annotation of a GenBank genome assembly
AUGGAGAUGACCUUCUAUGAUAUAUAUGGAGAUAGGUUUAGAUGCCUAGAGAAACAAGAGGGAAAAUGGGUGAAAAUCUUUAUUGUAGAAGUUGGCCGUACCCAUUCAAGUUUCAUGGCAGAAAAAUCCAAAUUCACACUAACUGCUACUGGCGAUACCCAAAUCCACGUCAUUGAUCCUCUGAAUGAUCAGAUUUACUUUCAGUUCAAAGGCAUUCAUGAAAUCCCUCACAUGAGCUACAAGGAGAGAAAUUUUCCCAUAGAUACAAUGAGAGUGGUCUUUAAGACGGAAGCCUAUUUGGAUGAUCCUGAAGGACCAAAGAUGGUUGAGAGUCAUAUAAAAUGUGUGGCAACUGGGAAACAAGCUUAUGCCUUCCAAGAAGGGUUUGAAAACAGGGAAGGUCGUCGACACGUGAUUGUGGUCCUUAAGAUGUGGAGGGUCCACGACUAUUUCGAAGAAUGGCUUCAGACCGAGAGGAACUUAUCUGACUUCAGGUUCAAUCCGCGCUUGUCGGAGGUAGAGGAGUUCAGAUAA